AUGGCAGACACGGAAACGGAGGUUUUGCGAAGCACCUUCCACUCUUACAUGGCGGAGGGCGAGCGGCUCUAUCUCUGCGGGGAGUUCGCUAAAGCCGCCCAUAGCUUCAGCAAUGCUCUUCACCUUCAGCCUGGAGAUAAGAAUUGCCUGGUUGCCCGCUCUAAGUGCUUUCUGAAGAUGGGGGAGCUGGAGAAAUCCCUGCAGGAUGCUGAAGUUUCACUCCAGGAUGACCCAAAUUUCUGCAAGGGAAUUUUACAAAAGGCUGAGACCCUGUACACCAUGGGAGACUUUGAGUUUGCCCUGGUGUUCUAUCAUCGAGGCUACAAGCUGCGGCCUGAUCGGGAAUUCAAAGUUGGAAUUCAGAAAGCUCAGGAAGCCAUCAACAACUCCGUGGGAAGUCCUUCUUCGGUGAAACUGGUGAACAAAGGGGAUCUCUCCUUCCUAAGUAAGCAAGCUGAGAGUCUCAAAGCCCAGCAGAAGCCUCAACCCCAGAGGCAGGUCAUCCCCCUUCCCAAGAAGGAAAUCAAGCGGAAGGUCUCAUUAAAGAGUGAGAAGAUUGUUCGCCAGCUCCUAGGGGAGCUCUACGUAGACAAAGAGUAUCUGGAGAAGCUUCUCUUGGAUGAAGAUCUCAUCAAAGGCACUAUCAAGCGAGGCCUGACGGUGGAGGAACUCAUCCUGACAGGCAUCAACUACCUGGAUACCCGCAGUAACUUCUGGAGGCAGCAGAAGCCCAUCUAUGCCCGGGAACGGGACCGCAGGCUGAUGCAAGAGAAGUGGCUGCGGGAUCGCAAACGCCGCCCCUCACAGACGGCUCACUACAUCCUCAAGAGCCUGGAGGACAUCGACCUAUUGCUGACCAGUGGCAGUGCUGAGGCGAGCCUUCAGAAAGCCGAGAAAGUGCUGAAGAAGGUUCUGGAAUGGAACAAGGAGGAGGUGCCCAACAAGGAUGAGCUCAUUGGAAGCCUGUAUAGCUGCAUGGGCAAUGCCCAGAUCGAGCUGGGGCAGAUGGCAGCCGCCCUGCAGAGCCACAGAAAGGACCUGGAGAUCGCAAAGGAAUAUGACCUUCUUGAUGCCAAGUCAAGAGCCCUUGACAACAUUGGCAGAGUGUUUGCCCGAGUUGGGAAAUUUCAGCAGGCCAUUGACACGUGGGAGGAGAAGAUCCCUCUGGCCAAGUCCACCCUGGAGAAGACGUGGCUGUUCCACGAGAUCGGCCGCUGCUACUUAGAGCUGGACCAACCCUGGAAGGCACAGAACUAUGGCGAGAAGUCCCAGCAGUGUGCCGAGGAAGAAGGAGACAUCGAGUGGCAGCUGAAUGCCAGUGUGCUGGUGGCACAGGCCCAAAUGAAGCUGAAAGACUUUGAGUCAGCCGUGAACAACUUCGAGAAGGCCCUGGAGAGAGCAAAGCUGGCACACAACAACGAGGCACAGCAGGCCAUCAUCAGUGCCUUGGAUGAUGCCAACAAGGGCAUCCUUGAAGUGCUAAAGCAAAACUCCUACCGGGAAAGUUUCCUGGAGAGAAAGGAAAAGGAAAAUGUUAAAAACUUGAAGAACCAGCCUGAAAAGGUGAUGAACCACUGGGAGAGAGAGCCUUUGGGUGAGAGGGACACAGUAGAGGACUCCUCCAGGGAAGGCUUGAACAGCAGGAUGAAUGGACCAGGGGACAGCAGCGAGAAAGAUGACUCGGAAAACUUCAGCUCUUCCAACACACUGGAACGAAAACAUUCCAGACCCUUGGUUAGGAGAGCGUCAGAACAAGACCUGAGAGGACUGGAAUCAGGCAAGAAACUGAUAAAUCUGGGCAAAGUAGAGUCGAGGGAGAUUUACAGGAGGCCUUCCAACCUGGACCACAACCUUUCAGAAUCAAGCCUCCAGGACUCGGAGGAACUCGAGGGGAAGGAUUCAGAAAUCUUCCAGGGAGAGUCGGAGCAGCUGAGGAACACAGAUUCUAGAGAACAAGAGUCACAGGAACUACCAAAGUAG
Messenger RNA from Suncus etruscus (white-toothed pygmy shrew), 1980 nucleotides. It is a transcript of the gene ODAD4, whose product is annotated as outer dynein arm docking complex subunit 4. The record is from RefSeq and is a predicted model, not a curated record. Gene Ontology annotation, cellular component: cytoplasm. Bases 1 to 1980 code for a protein of 659 amino acids. Lineage: Eukaryota; Metazoa; Chordata; Mammalia; Eulipotyphla; Soricidae. The transcript has 12 exons. Gene Ontology annotation, molecular function: protein binding.